Messenger RNA from Lingula anatina, 2463 nucleotides. RefSeq lists its product as uncharacterized. Lineage: Eukaryota; Metazoa; Brachiopoda; Lingulata; Lingulida; Lingulidae. Gene Ontology annotation, molecular function: SNARE binding; SNAP receptor activity. Gene Ontology annotation, cellular component: membrane; SNARE complex; endomembrane system. Gene Ontology annotation, biological process: vesicle fusion; intracellular protein transport; vesicle-mediated transport. The record is from RefSeq and is a predicted model, not a curated record.
UAUAUACGUACGUCAUGACUGGAACAGCAGGGUUGAGGAUCUGGUAGGACAGUCGGAGAUAAAGUUUAUGGGUCCUAGUUUGUAAGAGAGGUGCAUGGGAAGGAUCACUAAAAUAAAACCAUGCAGCAGGACUCUACAACUCACGGAAAUGGAUCAACGGCGAUUGAUGCCAGGUUCUCUGCAAGCUUUAAAUUACCACAGUCAAAUGUGACAAGGAAUGAUUUUUCCAGCCUUGCACAGUCCAUUGGAAACAAUACUCAAAAAAUUUCAUACAACACCACACAGCUUAGAAAAUAUGUUGAUCAGCUGGGCACUGAGGCUGAUACUGAGCGCAUGCGGGAGAAACUACACCGACUUCAAAAUGUUAAUAACCAGCUGGCCAAAGACACGAACGAGAUCUUUAAACAAAUCAGUGACCUCCCAGUUGGUGACCAGAAAGAACAGCAACACAGGAAAAUUCACAUAAGAAGAUUAAAAGAGGAGUUUUCAGCUGUUUUGCAAGAAUUUCAAAAAUUACAAAGGGAAGCCACAGGAAAAGAGAAAGAAAGUGUAGCAAGAGCAAGAGUAAAUUCUGACUUUGGGCCAUCAUCAAUAACAUGGAGCUAUGCACCAGAUGUGCCAGGUAUACAUAGCAGUCCCCCAAGCACUAAGGACAGUUCACUACAACAAACUCAGCAACAAGUGUAUGAAAUAGAAGAAAGUGUUGAUCUUGCAAUUAUUGAGGAGAGGGAAAAGGGAAUUCAGCAGCUAGAGAAAGACAUAAAUGACAUAAAUGAAAUAUUCAGAGACCUGGCUCAGAUGGUAAAUGAGCAAGGAGAACAGAUAGGUAAAGAUACAAAGCAAUCAGCAUUCCAGAUGGCUGCAUCAUAUGGCAGAGGGACAGGGGGCUUUGAGUCCUACCAAGGAGGGGGAGGAGGUGGAUAUGGAAAUGACUACAUGCGACUUACACAGAGCAUCAGUAACAAUAUUCAGAAAAUAUCAAAUAAUGUAAAGAACAUACGAAGGAUGGUUAAUCAAAUUGGAACACCACAAGAUUCAGAUCAGCUCCGAGAUCGUCUUCAUGAAAGUCAACAUCAGACGAAUGAUUUGGCAAAAAGCACUACACAAUAUUUCAAAGAUAUUAGUCAUCUGCCAGUGUCAUCAAAUCAGUCAGAUCAGCGUCAAAGAAAAAUGCAAAGGGAACGCUUAAUGGAGGAUUUCACGUCACUGUUAAAUGAAUUUCAAACAUUGCAAAGGGAAGCUGCAAAUAAAGAAAAAGCCAGUGUUCGGCGUGCAAGAGCUGCUUCUGGACAUGAUUCUGCAUUUUUAGAAGGUCCACGAGAGCAACAAAUUAUAGAUAUUGGUGGAGGACCUCCUAGUAGACAGCAAACACUGCAAAUGGAAGAAGAUGUGGACCUUCAGUUAAUUCAGGAAAGAGAAACUGCCAUUAAACAACUUGAGAGUGACAUAAUGGAUGUCAACCAGAUUUUCAAGGACCUUGGUAUGCUGGUUCAUGAACAAGGAGAAGUAAUUGAUAGUAUAGAGGCCAAUGUAGAAUCUGCUCAGAUCCAAGUAGAAGCAGGAACAGAACAACUGGCAAAAGCAAGAGAUUACCAGUCCAAAGCAAGAAGGAAGAAAUGUUGUCUGAUUACAAUAUUAAUAGUUGUUCUAGCUGUGAUAGCUUUAAUCAUUGGUCUUUCUGUGGGACUAAAAAACAAAUAGGAUGGCUGUUAUCUGUUACAGUAGAAGCAAGUUCGCAGACGCUAUUGUUUCAUUGCAAUUGUAGUGGUGGUUUCUAUUUUGCUCCUUACCCUGAUCAUCUGGCUAGCCACUGGGGCACAUACUUGAAUGAACAGGAGGUGACCACUGCAGCUGGCUACUUGACCAGCCAUAGUGCACAUAUGCAUAUAAUUUAGUUGGGUUUCAUCUAAAUCACUAUGAACGACAGAUUUUUUGCAAAGUAUAAUGUGAAUCAUAAGAUGACAUUAAAAGAAAAAGAUUACUAUGGUAUUGUUAAAGUGCAGAUUGGAAACCACUUAUAAUAAUGUAAAGUAUGUAUAAUUUUUUGGUAUAGUCAACAUGAUCUUUCUCACAUAGAAUUAAUUUGACACCUUCAGGGACAUAGUUUUCUAAAAGAGUGGGACCUCAUUGAAAGAGGAUAAUGAAUUUUUAUAUAGAUAGUCAGUCUGUGCCCAAAACUUUUUAGACUACAAGUCCUUUGAGCUAGCAGACUCUCAAACUUUACUAGCCCGAACCAAAAAACACUAGCCCAAUUUAAAUAAUCAUUUAAAAAGUUUAAGCAGAUGUUGUAAAGAGUUUUGGUACCAUACUGUACUUUCUUAUAAACCUUAUUAUAGAAGUAGAGCAAGUGAAUAACAAAGUCAAUCAGGUUAAUUUCCAGUUGAUGGGGUGGUAAAAUUAAUUAAAAAUAUAUUUAAUUCUUUUAAUAUUGAAAAAAUUCUUUUUUUUUAAUUUGUAAUACUG